Messenger RNA from Funneliformis mosseae, 319 nucleotides. Lineage: Eukaryota; Fungi; Glomeromycota; Glomeromycetes; Glomerales; Glomeraceae. The record is from the annotation of a GenBank genome assembly.
AUGAAUCCUUCUAGAAAAUCAAAGAAACGUGCGAUUGAAAAAAUAAACACAAUUAGUACAAAUACUAAAAGAACUCGCAAUAAUCAAGAAAUAGCACCUUCAGAUGACCUUAACGAUCUUUUGAUUUAUACAGAUGUUUCACAGAAUAAAAAUACAAAAAAUACAAAUAAUCGCGAAAGUAAUACUAUUAAAGGAACCGAACAAAGUUAUAAGAGUUACAAAGGGAAAAAAGUUAUUACUCCACAACCACAGAUAAUCGAUGAACUUUUGAACGAUAGUGAUAGUCCAAACGAAGAUGACAAUGAUGUUUCAAACGAGG